Messenger RNA from Amblyraja radiata (thorny skate), 4360 nucleotides. It is a transcript of the gene gle1, whose product is annotated as GLE1 RNA export mediator. Gene Ontology annotation, molecular function: phospholipid binding; translation initiation factor binding; inositol hexakisphosphate binding. The transcript has 16 exons. Gene Ontology annotation, biological process: poly(A)+ mRNA export from nucleus. NCBI's taxonomy places the organism in Eukaryota, Metazoa, Chordata, Chondrichthyes, Rajiformes, Rajidae. The coding region runs from base 540 to 2567 and encodes 675 amino acids. The record is from RefSeq and is a predicted model, not a curated record. Gene Ontology annotation, cellular component: cytoplasm; nuclear pore cytoplasmic filaments; nuclear pore.
GAAGAUUGCAACCUUCACGUGGUUCGCCCAGUUUCGACGAAUGCAAUCAACCCCGCGUGCACAAUCAAAUAGAACAAGUUGUCCUACAACUUUAGGCUGUGCACACCAUAUGAGAGAAGAAGAAGUGGACAAGUGUAGAAGGAUCUGGGCCAAAUACAGGUAAAUGGGAAUAGCUCAGAUAGGGGCAUCUUUGUCACCUGGAACUAGAUGGGCCGAAAGGCCUGUUUCCAUACUAUAUGACUCUAUAUACAGAUCACUGUCCUAUUUAGAACAAUUUGGAAUGCUUCCUUGCAUUAAUAUUGUGUGUCUCUCACACACAUCAGUUAAGGACUCCGUGCUCAUUUUAUCCUCUUUAUGAGCCACACACAAAGAUAAAAUAACCUCGCCUUCCAUCCAUGCAAAGCCUGGUCUCCAUGGCGACACGUGGGCGGGCCAUAACCCGGAACUGGAAAUGGAUGUGGGACGAUUUUUUUAAUUGUUGGUCGGGGAUAAGACGGUUUUCGGUUGUUUGACCGAUAAGUUGCCUCGAGCGGGAUAUCAUGCCUGCCGAGGAUAAACGCUGGGAGACUUUGCAGGCGUUGCGCAACUCGAAGAAAGGGCGGCUGACCUACGACACGAGCUGGCUGGAGGACGGGGAGGAUAUUUUGGAACAAUGCCAAUCAUCACCCAAGCUAUCUGUAAACUCAGCAUGGGUACUGGACCACUUGUCACGACCCGAAACUCAGUCUGGAAACGACCAAUUACCAGAGAAGUCUGUUCCUUCUCCAGAUCCAAGAACAGAAGAGGAAAAUAAUAACAAUGAGCAGCAGUUGGAUGAGGAAUUGACUCCAGAACGCGCAUUUCUGCUGCUUUCUCCUGAAGCCACUCAGAUCGAAGGCUAUGUUAAAAUGUAUGAGACAGUCCACAAAAUUAAGGGCCAGGCUGAACUGAAGCAUCGCCAGGAACUUCAACAGAAAAUUGUUCAUGAUCUCUCGACAUCAUCCACUGAACAAAUGAAACGAUUUGAAGAAUCCCUGGAGCUUAAGCAACGGCAGGAAUAUGAGGAGAUGCGUGACAUGAUGGAGAAAGGAUCUCUUGAAGCUCGAGGACGUCAAGAAAAGUUAAAAGAAGAACACCGGCGUAAAGCUAAGAAUAUGAACCUGAAACUACGAGAAGCCGAGCAGCAGCGGCUACGGCAGAAGGAGUUGGAGCAUCAGAGGCAAGCAGAAAGCCGAGAUCGACUGCGCAAGUUGAAUGCUAUCCAGGCAGAAGUGUUACAUCUGAAUAUGCAGAUCGAGCCCUACUUGAAACAGAAGGACCUUGUGGGACUGGACCUCUCGGAAUACAGUAAUCGUGGCAAUCAACUUUGCAGCCUGGUGUCAGGAGUUAUUAAGCUCACAUCAGAGGGUGGCUUGCUACAACAAGAGGACAUGCUGAAUGCAGAGCGAGCCCUGCUGCAAAUGAGAACGCUGAUAGCCGCUAUGCAUGAGAAAAUUGCUGCUGUAGCAGCAGAGAAGAAGAGGGUAAAAGAAGAAGAGGAGAAAGCACUUCAGAAAAAACAAGAAGUCAAAACUGAAGUAGCACCACCAGCUCCUCAACAGAAGCCCACUCAUAAAGAAGGGCUACAAUUAAAGGCAGAUUCAAGCAUUUUGCAAUGGUAUCAACGGUUGCAGGAUAGCUGUAAUCAAUGUGCAGCAUCCAUUAAUGAUCUUAACAACAGCAAGGAUAGUAAGGUUAAGAAGAUUAAAAUGGAUCUUCAGAAGACAGCAACUAUUCCCGUUGGUCAAAUAUCUUCUGUCGCAGCAUCUCACCUGCGUGAAAUCUUUGACAAGAUCAAUAACCUCCUCCUUGGCAAGCAAAUAUCAUCAGGUGGGAAGUUGGUGUCGAUUUCUCAACACCCACAAGGUCAGGAGUUUGUCUAUUACAAACUGGCAGAAAAAUUUGUGAAACAAGGGGAGGAGGAGGUUGCAUCUCACCAUGAAGCUGCAUUUCCAAUAGCAGUGGUUGCUUCAGGGAUCUGGGAGUCUCACCCGAAGGUUGGCGAUAUUUUCUUGGCCCACUUGCACCGAAAGUGUCCCUAUGCAGUCCCGUUUUUCCCUUCAUGGAAAGAUGGGUUACCAAAGGAAGAAUACCAAAGGUUAUUGGGGUACAGAGUGCAGGAAAAUUGUGUUGAGCAGCAGGACAACUUUCUGAAACGGAUGUCUGGAAUGGUUCGUCUGUAUGCAGCCAUCAUGGUGUCAAGAUGGCCCUAUGGAACAAAGCAAGGGGAACAUCCACAUGACCUGAAUCAUGCUUGGCGCUGGUUGGCUCAGAUGUUAAACAUGGAACCAUUGGCUGACGUGACUGCUACACUACUCUUUGAUUUCUUGGAGGUCUGUGGCCAUGCUUUGAUGUUAAAGUACCAGAAUCAGUUCUGGAAAAUGAUCCGACUAAUCAUGACUGAAUAUUUCCCCAGGAUUGAAGCUGUUACAGGCAAUGGUCAAGUUGGGGCCGUAAUCCGUUUGCGCCAAUUCCUCGAGAAAAGCUUGAAACAAAAAGAUUUUCCUUUACCGAAGGGCUACCUAAAACCUGCAUUCUGGAAGUCGUGAACAAUUCAAAGGACUGGAUCAACAAGCCAAGGAAAUUUUACUUGCUCUCGACUAAAUCAUUUUUUAAAUUUUACUGUUAUAUAUUAAUAUUAAAAAUAAUUAACUUAAGUGGGAUUGUCGAUAUUAAUUGAAUGUUUAUACUUAAUUUGUCAGUUCUACUGUGACUUAAAGCUUUGUGUUGCUCUUGAUGUUCAACAUUUUGUAGUCCUCUAAGCUAUAGUAAUUGACAAGAGGGCAAACAGUGUUUGAGAAGCUGUAUAUUUUAAUUGAUUGUUUGUGAUUUGGGGUUUAUUGUGUAACAUGAAAUGAUCAUGUGACUAUUAUUGUAUGAAGUAAUCAGCAUCCACUGUCGUCACAGGUUGCAUCAAGUAUUUACGGAUCGGUGCAGUUGAUGUUUCUUGAGAGUAUUAAUAGGUUGUGGGAAGCCUUUAUAAUAUGCUGUAUACUAACUUUGUAAAAAUAUUUGUGGUAUCUUAUGCAUUGGACACUCAAUCUAAUGAUUGAUGUGAAUGGUGAAGUAACUUGCCUAGGAUUUGGUGAAUUAUUUCCUUUAGAAGGCAUCAUGUUCUUUUUAAAUAUUGUUUUGCUAACUACUUGGUUUCUGUUAACUGUGUACCUUGAAUAGUUAAGUAGCCUGCUAUACUUCAAACUUACUAUCUUCCACCAAGCACAUUCUCCCCUUGAAGUAUCAUUGAUUGUAUUGAGCAACGACUUUACUAUAUCUGUCCUCUCCACUGAGGAGUACUCUGGUAAUCUGCCUGAUGGGGAACCAGUUAGAUGUGGGGUUGGGACGUUUUACUCAGCCCUUUUCUGCUUAUCCCAUUACUAUAUUUUCUACACUUUAUAAGGUGUAUUUUGCCACUUCCCUGGGAAUAGUUUGGGACAAUCAUGCAUAUAAAUAAAUUAAGUAUUUAAGGCAUUUAAGGCAUUUCUAGAAAAUUAUAAAGACCAUUGCAUCCUUCUGCUUUGUGACUUUGUGGUCCACUUAAGCUGCCCCCUGUUGUAUUUUCAUUUUUCAACCGAUAAUUCUAUUUAUUUCAUCAUUAUGCUCACUGAGUAGAAUAGCCUUGUGCAGAAAUUUCUAUUUGCAUAGAAUUUUCAACGCCUCGGAUGGCUAUUUGGCCCAUCUAGUCCAAAUCUGCAUGAGUGGAUAUAAUAGGCUCUUCCUACCCUGCCCCAUCAGCAAAAUGUUCUUUCUUCAUUGAAUUUAUUGGUGGUUCUCUUGUAUUUAUGAACCCCCGUUUUGGAUAACUUCCCUACAAAUGAAAUUUUUUUUCUCCUUUAAAUAGCCAUUUAUAAUUUUAAAGAUCUCUAGGGUAGACACAAAAUGCUGGAGUAACUCAGUGAGACAGGCAGCAUCUCUAGAGGGAAGGAUUGAGACCCUUCUUCAUACUUUAAAGAUCUCUACCUCUCCUAGAGUUUAAAAAAAAAUGUUGUCACGAAACUGAGAUUAACUAGCCUUUUUUUUUAAAUGGAAAAAUAACCAUGUGAUACCGUUUCUGUAUUUCUUCUGUGCAAGGAGAAUGAAAAUUAGAGGUCAAUUCAUAAACAAUUGUUGAAUGAACAUGGGCUAUCCUACUUGAUUUUGGUCAGAAGACUUUUUGUAUUGCAUUGUGUCAAAUCUAUUUGCGUUUUGCGAAGAGCGCUUGUGUUAAAUGUAUUCCUAAAUGCAAUAGUUUAGAGAAUUUUUGGAAUUUAGCAUUUAUGAAUUCAUGGGUUUUGUCCUUUUGUAUGCAAGAUGCAGUAUCCACUUUAUGUAAUGAUUUUAACAUAGCAAAUAUAUUCCAAAACAA